UUCUUGAACAAAAACCUUUGAUCAGGAUUUUUUUUUCUCGCUGGCCGCAUCCUCCAAUCAGACCCCCGUGACGGCCCUAUACUCCGACGUCCCCCGGCCCUGCACCGCGCGUGACGACUACGACGACGACGACGACGACGUCGACGUUUGCGCACAAUGUUCAGCUGGGCAAAGUCAACGCUAGCCGCGGUUGCCGGCACCCAGGAGCCCGAAUACGGCCCUGAGGCCAUCCAGCCCGUGGGCAAGAAGGGCGACGAGCCUGCUUACACCCAACUAACCAAGGACCACCUCAAGUGGGAGACGCUCGACUACACCAAUGUCGAGACACAGACGUUCUACUUCUUCUCCGACGCCGGCCACAAGGGCUUCCUGCAGGUCAUCUACAACAACAUCGCCGGCCUCCGCGUGACGGUGCAGUUCAACUGCAAGCUCUUCUACCCCGGCAACGAGAAGCCGUUUCUGUGGGCAAGUGACCCCGUCCAAAACUACGGCUUCGACGAGAAGCAGCACUCCUUCUAUGCCGAUGGCGUGUCGAUUGAGCUCUCCGACGAGGGCGACGCCUACACCAUCAAGGCGGCCGUGAACGAGGACAGCAUGGUCAACGUCAAGUUCACCCGCACGGCGCCUGGCUUCAUGGGCGGAAAGGACGGCACCACGAAUUACGGCACAAACCCCAAGGAGCCCUGGGGCUCCAUGCACCACCACUUCUGGCCCCGAUGCAGCGUCGAGGGCACCAUCAUCACAAAAGAGGCACAGAUUGACGUCAAGGGCCGCGGCAUGUUAAGCCAUGCCCUCCAGGGAAUGAAGCCGCACCACGCUGCGGCCCGAUGGAACUUUGUCAACUUCCAGUCGCCCUCGUACUCGGCCAUCAUCAUGGAGUUCACCACGCCCGCCUCGUACGCAUCGACAGUCGUCCGAGUCGCCGGCAUUGCCACGGACGGCAAGCUUCUCUUUGCCAACACCCAGGGCGAUGUGAAGCACACGGAGACCAAGCAAGACGAAACGGGUUGGUCAGCCCCCACUUCGGCGAGCUACCACUGGACUGGAGAGACGGAGGAUGGCGAGGAGGUGACGGCAGACCUUGCAGGCGCGCUGGGCGAGACGAUUGACCGCGUCGAUGUCAUGGCUGAGGUGCCAGGGUUCAUCAAGACGAUUGUUGCGAGCGCGGCAGGCACCAAGCCAUACAUUUACCAGUAUGCGCCAAAGAUGACCAUCAAGGUCAAGGUGGGCGACGAGGUCAAGGAGGAAGAGGGCACGCUCUUCACCGAGGCUACCUUUAUCUCGUAGAGGCCAUGUUCCAGGUUUGGAUACCAAGAUGCUAUGCCAUCUUUGAUACCCUAGUAAUAAUACAUCAGGGCUACCACCUGGUCUAAUGAAUAACGUUU
Molecule: messenger RNA, 1385 nt
Organism: Exserohilum turcica Et28A
Lineage: Eukaryota; Fungi; Ascomycota; Dothideomycetes; Pleosporales; Pleosporaceae
Exons: 4
Coding region: 157-1287 (376 amino acids)
Biological process (GO): response to oxidative stress
Cellular component (GO): cytoplasm
Source: RefSeq, a predicted model, not a curated record